Messenger RNA from Erigeron canadensis, 2324 nucleotides. RefSeq names its product cellulose synthase-like protein G2. NCBI's taxonomy places the organism in Eukaryota, Viridiplantae, Streptophyta, Magnoliopsida, Asterales, Asteraceae. Bases 11 to 2212 code for a protein of 733 amino acids. Gene Ontology annotation, biological process: cellulose biosynthetic process; plant-type primary cell wall biogenesis. Gene Ontology annotation, cellular component: trans-Golgi network; plasma membrane. The record is from RefSeq and is a predicted model, not a curated record. The transcript is spliced from 6 exons. Gene Ontology annotation, molecular function: mannan synthase activity; cellulose synthase (UDP-forming) activity.
UACAAUCAUUAUGUCACUCACAGCCGCCACACCUCCACUCCACACCACUCACCUCCUCCGCCGCACCACCCUCAACCGCCUAUUCGCCGCCAUCUACGCCACCGGAAUCGUUACCUUAAUUCACCACCACUUCCAAAACCUCCUUCAUGCCACCACAUUCUCCUCCGCCGCCACCACGACCACUUUCUUGAUCGCCGACCUUGUCCUAACCUUCAUGUGGACCACCACCACAUCUUUCCGACUAUACCCCACCGACCGGAAAGUCUUCCCGGAAAACCUCGAAAAGGUAUUACCGAAAAAAGAUUUUCCGGCGUUGGACAUAUUUAUUUGCACGGCGGAUCCGUACAAAGAACCACCCAUGAAUGUGGUCAACACGGCGUUGUCAUUGAUGGCUUAUGACUAUCCACCGGAAAAGAUUUCGGUAUAUGUUUCCGACGACGGUGGUUCUGAGUUAACUCUUUUUGCUUUUUUUGAAGCUGCAAAGUUCGCAAAAAUAUGGAUUCCAUUUUGUAGGGAGAAUAAUAUUGUUGAUAGAUGCCCGGAAGCUUUUUUCCGAUCAAAUGAGAUGACAUUUUCCGAUGGUCCUAAGAUUAAGGCAAUGUAUGAGAAAAUGAAACUAAAGGUUGAAAGUGUAGUCGACAGAGGAAGCAUAAGCGCGGAGUAUAUUGCCAAUGAAUAUGUACGCAAAGCUUUCGACAAAUGGGAUAAAGAUUUUAACCGUUAUGAUCAUCCCGCUGUUAUUCAGGUUUUGUUAGAGAGUGGGCAAGAACAAGACAUAAAAGGAUCUCCAAUGCCAAAUCUUAUAUAUGUUUCAAGAGAGAAAAAUAGGGUCUUUCCACACAAUUUUAAGGCUGGUGCACUUAACACGUUGCUUAGGGUAUCGGCUGUAAUGACUAAUGCACCAAUAGUCUUAACUCAAGAUUGUGACAUGUACUCAAAUGAUCCAAAGACCCCUCAACAGAUGUUAUGCUUUUAUGCAGAUCAAUCAAUCCGUCAUAACUUAGGAUACGUUCAAUUCCCACAAAGGUUUCAAGGGAUAAAUAGUGCGGACAUCUAUGCUAGCGAGUAUAAACGUCUCUAUGUGAUAAAUCCUGGGGGGAUGGAUGGUCUUAAAGGACCGUGUUAUGUUGGCAGUGGCUGUUUUUUUAUUCGCCGGGUCUUUUUUGGCAGGCCAUCAUCCCCUGAGUUGCCAGAGGUUCGUCAACACUGGCCUGAUAAUGUAGUCGAAAAGCCCAUUACAGACCAACAAGUUCUAGAAAUGGCCCAUGAAGUUGCAGGUUCAAAUUACGAACAAAAUACUACUUGGGGCUCUACGAUGGGCUUUAGAUAUGGGUCGUUAUCUGAAGAUUUCUUUACAGGCCUUCAUCAACAUUGUAGGGGAUGGAAAUCAUUAUUCUUCAAUCCCAUAAGACCCGCAUUUUUGGGCGACCUACCAAUCUCCUUAUUUGACGCGCUAAACCAAAAUAGAAGGUGGUGCAUUGGGCUUCUAGAGGUUGUAUUUUCAGAGUACAACCCGUUAACAUAUGGAAGUCGCUUCAUGGGCCCUCUCAUGGGCCUUGCUUAUGCCCACAAUGCGUUUUGGCCCAUUUGGUCAAUCCCAAUCAUCAUAUACUCUUUGGUCCCUCAGCUAGCUCUUCUCAACGGUGUCUCCAUCUUCCCAGAGGUCACAAGUAUGUGGUUUCUUUUGUACAUUUUUCUCUUUUUUGGGGCCAAUGUACAAGAUUGUCUUGAUUACAUGUUGGCCCGGGGUACAUUCCAACAAUGGUGGAAUGAUCAACGAAUGUGGUUCAUCCGGGGUCUCUCAUCAUAUUUAUUCGGGUUCAUAGAAUUUUCCAUCAAACACUUAGGAAUCGCCUCAAAAGGGUUCCAUGUGACUAGCAAAGUGGUAGACAAUGAACUAAGCAAACGAUAUGACAAUGGAGUGUUUGAGUUUGGUGUCCCAUCACCAAUGUUUGUACCAUUAGGGACAGUUGCGAUUAUUAAUUUUCUCGCAUUUGCUUCAGGAAUCUUAAGAAUAUUAAUGGGGGAAAGUACAGAUGGGCUUUUUGGGCAAAUGUUUUUAUCUUUCUUUGGGGUAGUGAAUUCUUGGCCCAUUUAUGAAGCCAUGGUAUGGAGGAAUGAUAAAGGGAAAAUGCCUCAAGUUAUAACUGCAAUUUCAUCAUUGAUAGGAGUCACUUGUUGUAUGCUCGUUUGGCUUGUAUCAAAUGCGUAAAACACGCAUUGGAAAUUUGUGUUUUCAAAGUUUCAAAACGAUCAAACCAUGUACUUUUAUACAUUAAAACGUUCUCCCACUUGCUGGUAAUACAUAUAGUGUGAUUAUAGUA